This is a messenger RNA of Gracilinanus agilis (Agile Gracile Mouse Opossum), 1689 nucleotides long. RefSeq names its product L-amino-acid oxidase-like. The record is from RefSeq and is a predicted model, not a curated record. Bases 1 to 1689 code for a protein of 562 amino acids. Gene Ontology annotation, molecular function: L-amino-acid oxidase activity; polyamine oxidase activity. The transcript is spliced from 7 exons. Lineage: Eukaryota; Metazoa; Chordata; Mammalia; Didelphimorphia; Didelphidae. Gene Ontology annotation, biological process: amino acid catabolic process.
AUGAAGAUGUGGGGUAUCCUGACCUUGGCCUUCCUGCUGACCAUUACCAAUUGCCAUGGCUACUCUGAUCUUCUUGCCAAGUGCUUCCAGGAUCCUGAGUAUGAAGCCAUUCUGAAAAUUGCUCAGGAGGGGCUUGGAAACUCUGCCAUUCGAAAACAUAUUGUGGUGGUGGGAGCUGGGAUGUCUGGGUUGAUAGCAGCCAAGACCCUGCAAGAUGCUGGACACNAGGUGACAGUUUUGGAAACCAGAGACAAAAUUGGGGGAAGAGUGGCAACAUUUCGGAGCCCAGAGCGGAACUGGUACAUUGAAUUGGGUGCUAUGAGGUUACCAGCUACCCACAGGCUGGUCCGACUCUAUGUGAAGAAGAUGGGUCUGAAAAUGAACACCUUUAUCCAGUCUAGUAACAAUACCUGGUAUUACAUCAAUGGGCGCCGGCAUAGGACCUCAGAUGUGCGGGCCAACCCCAACAUUCUGGGCUACCCUGUGAGCCCUAAGGAGUCAGGCAAGAUGCCCGAUGAACUCUUCCAAGAGGCAAUUUCUAAGGUGGUACAAGAGCUGAAUCACACCAACUGUAGCCAUAUACUAUCUAAGUAUGACACCUUCUCCACCAAGGCCUACCUGAUAAAGGAGGGGAAACUGAGCAAGGGAGCUGUCCAGAUGAUUGGGGAUAUCAUGAAUGAAGAUGCCGGCUACUACAAAUCUCUGUUGGAGUCCCUGAGGAGUGAUGAAAUCUUCUCUCAUCCAGAUGGCUUUGAUGAAAUCACUGGAGGCUUUGAUCAGCUUCCCAAAGCCCUGUACAACUCCUUGAAGCCUGGCACCGUCCGAUUCCGCUCCACAGUAGAGAAGGUAGAGAGGGACGGAGAUGUGGUCAGGAUUACCUACCGGACAGAAAGACCCUUCUCAGUUCUAGCCACCGUUACAGGUGACUUUGCCAUAAUCUCAUCAACAGCCAAAGCCACACGCCUUAUCAAGUUUGAGCCCCCACUUUCCCUGGCUAAGCAAGAUGCCCUCCGCUCCAUCCACUACACCAGCGCCACCAAGGUGGCCCUGGUCUGCAAGAAGCCCUUCUGGGAACAAGAUAACAUCAAAGGGGGGGCCAGCAUCACAGACUUGCCCACCAGAUUUGUCUACUACCCCAGUCAUGACUUCCCCGGCAACAUAGGCGUCCUUCUGGCCUCCUAUACCGUGGGGGAUGACUCCACCUUUCUUGCUGGCAUGAAACACGAGAAGGUGGUGGACAUGGUGCUGGGUGACUUGGCAACCAUCCACCAGAGACCCAAGAAGGAGCUGCAGCAACUGUGCCAGACAUCCGUGGUAAAACGUUGGACCCUGGACCCAUUCACCCUGGGGGCAUUUGCAGAGACCACCCCUUACCAGUUUGUGGACUAUUCGGGGCCACUCUUCGAGCCCGAGGGCCAAAUUUACUUUGCCGGAGAGCAUACUUGCCAGCCACAUGGCUGGAUUGAUUCAGCCAUCAAAUCUGGGAUCCGGGUGUGCAAGAACAUACAGAACAUCAUCGAUUCUAUGUCUGAAGCUCACAAAGACACUGAUCUUUACCAAGAUAUCGUCGAUGACUAUGAUGAGGAGGAUAGCUACGACGCUGAGAUGGCUCUGAAUGAGGGAUCGUCUUUAUUUCUGGAAAGCAAAGGAAAGUCGCAGAAGGUCUGCUCAUCAAAGAGCAGUCAUUAA